GACAGCGCGAGAGACCGGAGUUGCCGGACCGAGCCGCUGACAUAGUAAAUGUCCGAAUAAAAUACACACUUGGAAAAAGAGAGAAAAAUUAGGGCCAUUGGGAAGGCUGAAGUGUGCUAAGCUAGCAAUCAUACCGAAUCGACAGCAAAAGCGAUCGCUCGCAAUCUGCGCACGGAAAAUCCGAGACUCGGCAACUUAGCAGGACGAUAGAGCGACAGCGAUCCCGAAGGCAGGACGACAAAUGGCGGAGAACGGACUGCGCGUGCCAGGGUCAUCCGCGGUGGCCUCUGCGGUGGCUUCCACUGCGACGGGAGUCGGCGGUGGAUCAGCAGUGGGAACUGCGGGGGCCGGGACAGGAGUGGUGCCCACCGGCGGCAGCGGCGGGACGAGCAACGGGGAGCAUGAGAACGAACACAACGCCAAUGCAGACGGCGAGAAGGCCCAGCCGGCGCCGGCGGUCCAGAAGUACAUGCAGGAGCUCAUGACGGAGCGAUCGCGCAUGGAAAACCACUUCCCCCUGGCGGUGAAGCUAAUUGACGAAGCUCUGGAGCGUGUGCAGCUAAACGGACGCAUUCCCACGAGAGACCAGUACGCCGAUGUCUACCAGCAGCGCACCAUCAAGCUGUCCCAAAAAGUGCACGUGCCCAUCAAGGACAAGAAGUUCAACUAUGUGGGCAAGCUACUGGGGCCCAAGGGCAACUCACUGCGUCGCCUGCAGGAGGAGACGCAGUGUAAGAUCGUCAUACUUGGUCGCUUCUCAAUGAAGGAUCGCGCCCGUGAGGAGGAGCUGCGCAACUCCGCGGACGCAAAGUACGCCCACCUGAAUCUUCCGCUGCACGUCGAGGUGUCCACCAUUGCUCCGCCCGCCGAGGCGUACGCUCGUGUGGCGUAUGCCCUGGCUGAGAUUCGACGGUACCUCACGCCGGACAAGCACGAUGAUAUCCGCCAAGAGCAGUACCGGGAACUCAUGGAGGAUCCGGAGGCGGCCAAGAAGCUGACGCUUCGCCAGCUGCAACAGCAGUCGAAUGCGGCAGCUAGUGGUGCAGGAGGAGGAGGCGGUGGUGGAGGCGGAAACGGAAAUGGCGGCGCAGCUGGGUCCGGCAACAACAAUGGCAAUGGGAACCAGCGCUCCGGCGGCAACUACAGACAAAAGUUUCAGCAACAAUCACACUAUCGCCACAACGAGGAGACUGUCUAUUUUCGCUCACACAACAAUGCGUACCACCAGCCAAAACCCUAUGUGCCAGCCGCCCAGAGGGGCAAUGCCAUGCACACAACCUUGCCACCGCAAGCAAUUGUGCGAGCCUCACCGCCCGGAAUGGUCGUCAGUGCGGCCAGCUUCAAUGGCCGAAACGCCGGGCUGGGCAAUGCCGGCGGUGGCGGAAUCAUGGCCAAUAGCAUCGUGGCCACCACUGGCGGUGGCAUCGGUGGCGCUGUGCCACCCAACAUGCGCUACCGUCCCGCUGCCCCCUAUCAGUUUGUCAAGAAAUAAUACAGAUGGGAGGAUGCACCGCCCGCUGCCGUUCGCUGUUUGUUCAACUAUUCCUCACCAUCAUUGAUGCCUCAUCCGGAAGUAUUCACGCCCAUCUGUCAUACCCAUCCAAACACCCACAGCCACACACAGCUCCAAAGGUAGAUGUAGUAACUAUGAGAACAUUGGAAACUUGUCAUGCAUUGAUUUCAUCAAGAUUUCGGCAGGGUGGAAACCAAAACGAAACGAAUGAGUAAAUCUAUGUUUAAGAAAACUAGCCUAAGUAGACAAAUGCUCCGAGGAACAGACGAACACCUCAGCCACCCAACCAAAACCAAAACUAACCGACCAGACAAACACCCACCACCCCACACGCACGCAACCUCUUCUCGAGGAUUGGGUUCGAAGGAUCACGAGGGUCUGCGAUCUAAGACUUUGGAAUCCGUGUGUUGGGCCCUGCGAGCAUUUGGAAGAGAAGAAUUGAAGGAGGAGAACGAAGAGGAGGUGGAGAACGCCUCGAUGUUGGAUCGGGCCAAAUCGAAUGGACGCAUUCAAGGAUGGUCCCAGUCGAGCCAAAUGUCCUUGUUUUGUUUUGUCGCAUAUUAUUAACAUUUUAAUUUUACCACUGACGCAUGCGAAGAUGUCAUCAAUUUGUAAUUUAUAUAAAUGAAUAUAUAUAUCUCCUUAUGCUUACUCUCAUACGUAUCCUUCUCGCAGUCGCUUAACUCUAUUGCUUUUCCAACUCUGCGUUUAAGUUUAUCCCAUUUUUUGUUGUAAUGCCUUUUGUAUUAUGUUUACGUUUAGAAGAGGAGGCUUUUUAUUUUUAUUUGUUACGUCGCCAGGACAGAGAAAGCAACUGCAAACGAUCAUGAAUAAUAUAUAACAAGUAUAUACAAGUGGUAUGAUUUAUAACACAUAGUGCAUAUGCAACACCACUCGAUCAUACGCGCGUACGCAUAUUCAAAGCAUCAGCAUAUUCACCUAAAGCCGUAAAGUUUAAACCAAAUGAACAUUAGAAACGCAAACGAGAAUCUAAAACACAGAUCGGAGCAGGAGACCGAUUUCGCCUACGAUAAUGCAAAUGCAACGGACAUAGUAAACCACAUCCGAUCAGAGAAAAUAUGCAAACACAUACAUACAUACAUAAUUGUUAUUGUUGUUAAAAGCAACUAAAAUUGUAAUAGAAAUUAUGCAAAUAUACAUACGAAUAUGACGACAAAUGUUAA
Messenger RNA from Drosophila sechellia, 2697 nucleotides. RefSeq names its product quaking related 58E-2 (gene qkr58E-2). The coding region runs from base 242 to 1492 and encodes 416 amino acids. NCBI's taxonomy places the organism in Eukaryota, Metazoa, Arthropoda, Insecta, Diptera, Drosophilidae. Gene Ontology annotation, biological process: regulation of alternative mRNA splicing, via spliceosome. The record is from RefSeq and is a predicted model, not a curated record. Gene Ontology annotation, cellular component: nucleus. The transcript is spliced from 4 exons. Gene Ontology annotation, molecular function: mRNA binding.